Molecule: messenger RNA, 5458 nt
Organism: Equus caballus (horse)
Lineage: Eukaryota; Metazoa; Chordata; Mammalia; Perissodactyla; Equidae
Source: RefSeq, a predicted model, not a curated record
GGUCAUGGGUGUGCACUCCCACACCCGCAAACACUUAUGUAGUGCUUGCCAUAUAUCAGGCGCAGUUCUGGGUCUGGUAUCUGUCCUGACUCAUUGAAUCCUCAUAUAACUCUAUGAGGCCGGUACUGAGCACAGAGAAGAGAAGUACGAUGCCCCAAACUACAUAGCUAGUAGGUGGUGGAGCCUGGAUUCAAACCUUAGCGGUUGGGUUUCCAAGGUCAUGCUCCUAACCUUUACGCUCUGCUGCCUCCAAGCACAGACUUACAUAUUAAUCAGCGAUUAUUUAUUAAACUGCCAUCGUGUUCCUGGCACCGUGCUAAGUGAUACCACCGCUUCACAGACACAUAGCCAUAAGAUACAGUCUUACCUGUAUGUCUGAGUUUCUUAAGUACAAGUAGCCACACAAACGUAGUUACGUAGUCAUAGAUGUAUGUUACAAAGUCACAAGAGACACACACGCAAAGACGCGUGCCUUGCUCAGUCACAUAAAUAGUGUGCUUACUUGCUCAGGUGAGCCACCCCUACUGCCAGGAAAGCACAAUACACUCAUUCACAUUGUACAUGGUCACAAAUAAAACCAGUCAUGCACAUCACACAUACACAGUCCUGUGGGUACCGAUGCACAGACCCAGAUCAGAGAAGCACAGUUACACACGUGCACACACAGUGGUCACAAAAACAUGUCGCAUAUGUGUACACACAUACCUCAUGAAGCCACAUUCACACACACCUUAACAGCUACAUCCUGAUAAAUAUACUUUCUCAGAUGCUUAGUGACAGAAUCCAAGUUGUCCUCGUUCUGGUGGGUGACCUACUUUGUCACGUACAGCGCACCCAGACCCCACAUCACAGAGGAGCCAGCAAGACCUCUUCACUUCGUGGCAUCAGUCCAGACACCAGCUGGUUUUGUUUUAAAAUCUCUUCCUGCUUAUUUUGCUCAGAGUAACAACUCUCCCAAGAAACCUUCAAAUAGGCAGCUGGAUGGGGGUGGUGAGGGGGCGGGGGCGCCAGAGGAUCCAGGGAGAAUGCUCAUCAAGACUCCCAGUUGGGGCUGGGCAUGGAGGACUUUUCCAAGCCUUAAAAUAGAUUUUUACAAAACCCUCCACAGGAGCAUGUGGGAUGGUCUUUUCCAGCAACCAAGCUGUGGUGUGGUUUCUGGCUCAGGGAAAUGCUAGAUGAGGAGAGGGCUUGAGGCUAUCAGUACCCCGGGGUGGGCAUGGCCUCUGUGAAUACGUAGUGUAGGCAUGGCACUAGGGAGUCAGGGAGAUGGGGAUCUGGGGAUACAGGAGUUGGGCUGGGACAGGACCAAGGGGUGGGAUUAAGGAUGGGGAUUAAGAUUAGGCUGUCAAGCAGGUGUUGGACCCCAUGAGUGGCUUCAGGAGACCAAGCCCUGCUGAUCUCUGGCUGAUUCAGCCUCAGACCCAAAGGCUUCUUCAGGCCCCAAGUGAUUUAGAGGGACAGUCUUCCAAGGCCAGGGCAGGGGUCUGAGUCACUGGGAGAUAUUUCAGUGAUCUGCCUGGGACUGUCCACCUACCUAGACUUCAUAGUCAGCAGGCGGGGAUUGGAGCAGACACCAGAAGACCUCCAGCCUUGAGGGGAGAUGAAUGAUGAUGGGGCUUCUGGAUCACUUGUCUCUGUGGUAUGCAAGGGCAUGGCUGAAGGCCUGGGGCCUGAGCCAGCAGAGUGGCCCAGAUGCCCUUCCAACUUAAGGUCUCUCUGAAUCAUCCAAUGGCUGAAUGUCAGAGCAGGAAGGGCCCCUUGAGACCGUCUAGUCCAAUCUGCUGAUCUUAUCGAUGAGGUAUACGAGUCUGGAGAGGAGAAGGCACUCUCCUGGAGAACAACUUCAAGUUGGCCUUCAGGGCCACACCCUGUCAUUUACUAGCUGGGUGACUCAGGCAAGGUACUUCACCUCUCUGAACCUGCUUCCUCGUUUGCAGAGUAAGGACAAUAAUACGUUCCUUGCAGAGUUGUCCAGGGGAUUAAAUGAGACAGGAUAUGCAAAGGCACCCAGCCUUGUGCCUGGUGCACAGUAGACACUUGGUAAAUUAUUGGUGUCCUUAAUAUUACCCAUGGUCGUAUGGUAGGUCCAAAAAAGAAGUGAGUUCUCUGGCCUCCACAGCUCUGCCCCUUGCUCAUAGCAUACUCCUCUCCCAUCUAUAAUUCCUUGUCCUCAUUUUUUUUCUCCCAGGCCUUGAGGUUGCCAGUGUCCCAGCUUGGAGCCCCAUCCUGGGUGGAAGGGUCUGGCCCCAGAGGGAUAUAUAGGGCUGACUCACUGUGGGCACUGGUCCUGGAAACCCUGUUCUGGGAAAAGAUCCUACCUAGCAGGGUGCCCCUGCUGCAUCUGGGUGGGAUGGCUCUGUUCCCUGCAUGGCUAGAAUGUGCAAAGUGGGGAGGAACUCCUCUCUCACACUAAUCUUCUGGGAUCUGGGUCUCUUCCCAGGGGCCUCCUUCCUCCCAGUUUAUUUGUACCCUGCAUUGGCUUGAGCCCUGCAUAUCUCCUCCUCUUGGUUUCAAAGCCUCUACCCUAGUUCAGGCCCCAUGAUACCUAGCCUGGACUAUUGCACCAGCCUCCUCUCUAGUUCCCUUGCCUCCUGUCUGCCCCUUCCAGUUUAAUCCUCACGUUGUCCUACAGAGGCCCUCCAAAAACUCACCCUGAAACUUUAGAGGACUAGUCCUGGCUCUGUAACUCCCCAUGGGAUCUUGGGACAGUCGCUUUCCCACUGGGCCUCAGUUUCCUCUUCUGUAAAAUGGAGCUGAAGAGACUCUCUCCACGUUUCCUUCUAGAUCUAACAUUCUCUAAGUUGUGGGAGCAUUUAGGAGGGUGGGUCAGAGCUUUGGGGUCCUAGGACACAGGUGCGUUCUGGCCCGGCCUUAGACUGAGUCCACACAGGGCCAUCGUGGGCUAUCCUGGCCCCUUCCUAAAUGGGGCUUCUUUUUUCAGUACCAAGGACAGUGGCUCUUCGCGCCUUGGCUCUGGGUCAGGGUGGCGAGAGGGCUCAGGAUUAUUCCAGGAGGUGCCACGGGGAGUACUGCUGGAGGCUGCGACUCCCUCUCUCUUAUAUGUGCUGGGACAGAUGGGAUGGUUCCUGGAGUCCUUCGGUCUCCACAGAAUUACUGCAAGCAGCUUGGUCCAGUUCUCUAGAGAGAGAAACCACAUAGAGUUACUCCCCAAAUCAACAGGGCUCAGAGACUGGACAGGUGUGAAGCCAGCAGAGGAAUGUUCUCUGAGGUUGCAAGACAUUUCUCCUAGAAGACAUGGAACAUAAUCUCUGCUGAAUCACAUCUCAAACCAAUGUGGAGUUGGUGGAGAGGAGUGAAAAGUCGCACGUCAGUCGACUGGGAGGCAGUAGGCGUGGGGUCUAGCCUCAGCUCUGUGGGCGCCUGGACCUCAGGCUCCCCAUCUGUGAAAUGGCAGGGGUGGGGAACUAACUGAGGUCUCUCUAACAUUUCAGAAUUCUGUGACUCCUCUACCCACAGGCUCACAGUGGGUUGGGCAGGUCAAAGAAGGUAAAUUUUCUCCCAAAUGGGUCAAAUCUUCCCCAAGGUCUGGAAGAGGUGGGGCUGGAGUCAUGAAGCAGUUAGCUGUGGCUUCAGCUUGUGUUGUAUGUUGUAGGGGGAGAUUCGAGGGGAGGGAGGCUGAAGGGCAGCCCCCACAGACCCAUCUGUCUUCUAACUGGGUUAGAGGGGAUGUGGCAGUUAGGAGCCAGGGACAGGGUGAGUCCCCCCACACCCACCAUUAUUGCUCAGGCCUCUGUGUGUGGUAGGUCACAAACCAUUUGUGGGUUUGCACCAAUGUGUGUGAGUAGACGGGUUCAACUCCAAGUGUUAUGGUGUGAAGGUCACAUGUAUGUGGCAGAGUAAAUCGUGUGUACGUAUGACUAAGACCCGGUAGGACCAUUUGUGACUAUGUGACUGUUGUAUGCACGUACACAUGAACAUGACCUUGUAUGUGAAAUCAGUGUAUUCAUAUAUGUGAUUGUUGGCACUCGUGUAUGUCUACUUAUGCCUGUGUGAAAGAAAUAGCAAACUAAUGUGACUGUGUAUGUGUGUGAGAGAGAGACAGACAGACAGACAGACAGAUUGAUGGUCUCAUUGACUCCUGGAUAGCUAGCUAUUCUAAUAUCUCAGAAGCUGGGAUGGUUUCAGAGAAGACAUUCUUCCUCACCACCCGACCGGUCCCAGUCCCCAUCCUGUCCACUAGUGAUGCUAGUCUUCUCAGCCUUCCCCCACCCCCAGAGGGACUUCCUGAAAGAUAAGUGGGACAAAGCAGGAGGAAGAAAGUCCCCCUUUUCCCAGGCUGGGGUCUUGAACAUCCCCUCUCUGAUCCACCAUUGGAUGUGGGUGGGAGAUGGGGUUGCUGGGGUAACCAGCUCUCCCCUCCCCACUGCUUUCAGGGGCGAUGCUGCCUGCCCUACCCCUGGCCUCUCCCCAUCCCUGCAGGCACCACUCUUAAUUUGUCUGGGCCUCUAACCAGUGAUGGCAAAUGGCUCCUUUGGUAUAGUCCCUAUCUGAGUGCCACUUCCCUCCCCAUCAAGCUCCCCAGGCAGCCAAGCUUCAGCAACGGAGGUGCCUGCCAACCCUCAACCUGUCUUCUGCUGCCUCCCUGCCCCGCCCAGGAGGAGAGGGUGUCUAGAGGGACCACACUGCAAUGCUGAGAAGGUUGCCAUGGAAACCCAGGCAGGAUGAAGGGGCCACCAAGAAGCUGCGCAGUAACAUCCGGCGGAGCACAGAAACGGGCAUCGCUGUGGAGAUGCGGAGUCGUGUCACGCGCCAGGGCAGCCGGGAGUCCACUGAUGGGAGCACCAACAGCAACAGCUCCGAUGGCACGUUCAUCUUCCCCACCACCCGGCUUGGGGCCGAAAGCCAGUUCAGCGAUUUCCUGGAUGGGCUGGGACCCGCCCAGAUUGUGGGGCGACAGACGCUGGCAACACCACCGAUGGGGGACGUGCACAUUGCCAUCAUGGACCGGAGUGGCCAGUUGGAGGUGGAAGUGAUUGAGGCUCGGGGCCUGACCCCCAAACCUGGCUCUAAAUCCCUCCCAGCCACCUAUAUCAAGGUUUACCUGCUCGAGAAUGGGGCCUGCUUGGCCAAGAAGAAGACAAAAGUGGCCAAGAAGACCUGUGACCCCGUGUACCAGCAGGCUCUGCUCUUUGACGAGGGGCCUCAGGGCAAGGUGCUGCAGGUGAUUGUCUGGGGAGACUACGGCCGCAUGGACCACAAGUGCUUCAUGGGCAUGGCCCAGAUCAUGCUGGACGAGCUGGACCUGAGUGCAGCGGUCGCCGGCUGCAUAUUUCCAAACUUCUCGUGGCUCCUGGGUGGCAGGUGGACAGCUGAGAAGGACUGCCGGCUGUUUCGUACAACGUUCUUGCCAAUUCCCUUGAGGAGAAAAUUCUUCACGUGGCUUCUGCAUGUACAGUAUUUGAGCAGCAAAAAAUGAUUAAAGUCAGUUUGAAAAUGA